AUGUCUUUUCAAAAAGAUGUCCUAAGAACCAUAGUGUCAGUGGCUGUGAAAACCGUCUUUCUUUUACAGAUUGGGGUUGGGACUCUGGCUAAUGUCAUUCUCUUCUUCCAUAAUGUCUCUCCAAUCUUGCUUGGCCACAAGCACAGCCCCACACACACAAUUCUCACCCACAUGGCCAUGGCCAAUCUCUUGUUUCUUCUCUCCACUGGAACUCCCCACAUGGAGGCAGCUUUUCUUUUGAGGAAGCCCUUGUCCAGUCUUGGGUGUAGAUUUGUAUAUUAUAUACAGAGAGUGGCUCGCGACACCAUGCUGUGCUACACCUGUGUCCUCAGCACCUUUCAGUUCUUCGCUCUCAUCCCUGGGAGACUGGAGUGGAUGAUGCUCAGCGGAAGAGCCCCCAAGAUCAUUGGUCCUUCCUGUUGCAUCUGCUGGAUGUUUAGUUUCUUAAUGAAUAUCUAUAUUCCCACAAUAAUCACUGGUGCACAGGACAUAGGAAAUGAUACUGACUUCCAAGGGAAGUGGUUCUGUUCAUCCUCAAGUUCUGGUGCAGAAAUGGUCAUCCUGUGGUCCGUCUCUGAUGCCAUGUUUAUUGGCAUCAUGGGCUGGGCCAGUGGCUCCAUGGUGCUUCUCCUGUACAGACACCACCAGAGAGUGCAGUAUAUUCACACACUCAACAUCUACUACAAAUGCCCCCCGGAGACCAGAGCCGCCCAUACCAUCCUGAUUCUGGUGGUCACUUUUGUUAUCUUCUACAUACUGAAUUCCAUUCUUGCUUUUUACAUCACUGUCUUUUUGGAUACUCGUCUAUGGUUAAUGCAGAUUUCUCAUAUUUUGGCUUUUUGUUUCCCCACUGUUAGCCCCUUACUGCUGAUCCUUAGAAAUCCUAGAGCUGCUAAUUUCUGCUCUUGA
Molecule: messenger RNA, 909 nt
Organism: Diceros bicornis minor
Lineage: Eukaryota; Metazoa; Chordata; Mammalia; Perissodactyla; Rhinocerotidae
Product: vomeronasal type-1 receptor 1-like
Exons: 1
Coding region: 1-909 (302 amino acids)
Biological process (GO): G protein-coupled receptor signaling pathway
Cellular component (GO): membrane
Molecular function (GO): pheromone receptor activity
Source: RefSeq, a predicted model, not a curated record